UGCAGAAGCCCCGGAAAUGGCGGCGCCGGGAGGGGGCUUCGCCAGGCGGGGGUGCUGAUCCGGCCGCCGCGUCCCCUGCCCGUCCCUCCCCGCCCAUGGGCGAGACAUGGACUACGAGUUCAAGUCGAAGCUGGCGGCCGAGCGCGAGCGGGUGGAGGAUCUGUUCGAGUACGAGGGCUGCAAAGUGGGCAGAGGCACCUACGGGCACGUCUACAAGGCCCGCCGCAAGGACGGCAAAGAUGAAAAGGAAUAUGCACUGAAGCAAAUUGAAGGUACAGGGAUAUCCAUGUCGGCCUGUAGAGAGAUUGCACUUUUACGAGAGCUGAAGCACCCCAAUGUGAUUGCAUUGCAGAAGGUUUUCCUUUCUCACAGUGACAGAAAGGUUUGGCUGCUGUUUGAUUAUGCUGAACACGAUUUGUGGCAUAUUAUCAAGUUUCACCGUGCCUCAAAAGCAAAUAAAAAGCCCAUGCAGUUGCCAAGAUCUAUGGUUAAAUCCCUACUCUACCAGAUCCUGGAUGGAAUCCAUUACCUCCAUGCAAAUUGGGUGCUUCACAGAGACCUGAAACCAGCAAACAUUUUGGUAAUGGGUGAAGGUCCUGAAAGAGGAAGAGUCAAAAUAGCUGAUAUGGGUUUUGCAAGAUUGUUCAACUCACCUUUGAAGCCACUGGCAGACUUGGAUCCAGUGGUGGUGACGUUCUGGUACAGAGCUCCAGAGCUGUUACUCGGAGCCAGACAUUACACCAAGGCCAUUGAUAUUUGGGCAAUUGGCUGCAUAUUUGCUGAACUGUUGACUUCAGAACCUAUAUUUCACUGUCGUCAGGAGGACAUCAAAACAAGUAACCCUUUCCAUCAUGAUCAGCUAGAUCGCAUUUUCAGUGUCAUGGGAUUCCCUGCAGAUAAAGACUGGGAAGACAUAAGGAAGAUGCCAGAAUAUCCAACUCUUCAGAAAGAUUUUAGGAGAACAACAUAUGCCAAUAGUAGCCUCAUAAAAUACAUGGAGAAACACAAAGUCAAGCCUGACAGCAAAGUUUUUCUUUUGCUCCAGAAGCUUCUUACUAUGGACCCGACAAAGAGAAUUACCUCAGAGCAGGCUUUGCAGGACCCCUACUUCCAAGAGGAUCCUCUGCCUACGUCAGAUGUAUUUGCUGGCUGUCAGAUUCCAUAUCCCAAAAGAGAAUUCCUCAAUGAAGAUGAACCUGAAGAGAAAGGGGAUAAGAACCAGCAGCAGCAGAACCAGCACCAGCAGCAGGCAGCGGCCCAGCCGCCGCCGCAGGCCCCGCCGCCGCCGCCGCCGCAGAACAACAGCGCCCAGACCAACGGGACGGCGGGGGCGGCGGGCGGCGGGGCGGCGGGCGCGGGGCUGCAGCACAGCCAGGACGCCAGCCUGGGACAGGUGCCCCCCAGCAAGAAGCCGCGCAUCGGGCCGUCGGGCGCCAACUCGGGCGGGCCGGUGAUGCCCGCGGAUUAUCAGCACUCCAGCUCGCGCCUGAGCUACCAAAGCAACAUUCAGGGAUCUUCUCAGUCCCAGAGUACAAUGGGCUAUUCCACGUCGUCUCAGCAGAGCUCCCAGUAUCACCAGUCUCACCAGUCUCACCGGUACUGAGCGGGCUGGCAGAGAGCACUCGGAAAGGAACGGACUAAAAGCCAGAAGACUCCAGCAAUAUGAAGUUCAUCCCGACGAGAAGAACCAAAAAUACAAACUGUGAUGCAGAGUUAAAAUUCAUGGUGACAAAAGGAAAACUUCCCUCACUGAAGAUUCCCCCCCCCUCUCCCCUCCCCCCCCCCCUUUUUUGCCAUAAAGGAGAUUCUCGUGGAGUUUUCCUCCUUCCCUGCCCUUGCAUGUGCUCCAUUGUGGUUACUCUGAUGAACCCUUCUGAUCUGAACCCAGCACUUAACUUCUUUAACCUUUGGAAUUUUGAAGGAUUCCUGGUGCACCUUCCUUAUGCUGUAGUGAUUGCCAUAAAUCUGUCUUUUCAAUCUCUUUGAUGGGAUUUUAAAGUUUUAAAAUCUUGGAACUCCCAGGCUUUCAAGCUUGUAUAUAGUUAGUUUUGUACUAGGCAAACCAGUUUAGCUAUACAGGUAUAUUGCACCUUUUUAAAGCACUAUGUUAUUUUCACAGGAUAUUACUGUUUUGCUCAUGGAUGUCAAGAACAGCAAAAUUUUACUGUUCCAGAGUAUUUUACUAUUCUGUUUUUAUUAGUCUAGUUUUCAGGCGAGGUCUUAAGAAUUAAAAAAAAAAUAAUAAAUAAAUUAAAAAAUAAAUAAAAUUUAAAAAGAAAAAAGGAAAAAAGGAAAAAAAAAACACCCACACUCACCCAAGUCUCUGCAGUGACAAAUAUGCUUCAUGCUACUGGACUGAAGGCCAAACAGAAGAUUGCUGAUAUUUCUUAACUCAUUCACAUUGAAUUCUUGAAAUCACAGUGAUCAUGCUCUGGCUACUUUAAAAUUAAACAUUAUUUUAAAUGAAACCAGGACAGUCACAUAAAAAGGAGAUGCUUUCAGAAUCUCUUGGAACAGAAGAGUGGAAUGUCUUCCCAGGCUGGACACCAAAAUAGUCAGGAAAAUAUAUUUACUGCCCUCAAGUCUCAGUAAGAAUGUGGAUGAUGGGCUUGUUUUUCUGUUAAGCAGCUGAUUAAUGUAUGUGAGAAUUCUAUAAGCUGAGCUUUCUUUCACAUUCCUGAGUCAGUUUUCUAAAUGUAAAGGUGACAGAAAUGCUAAGACUUGUGAAAACAAAUACAUUUAAUCAUUUUAUGUUUGAAUUAAUAAUGAAGAGAAGUUAUUGUGCUCUUUGAAAAGCACGUUGGACACUGUUCCUUUUCCAUGUUUGAAAUGCAGAUUAUGUGUCCCUCACAUUGCUGGGAUGAACCCAGAUUAGUUACACCAGAUGCACUUGAUUGCACUGAAAUGUUUCCUUUUCCCUAGAGCAAACAUGUUUGGAUUGUGCCUAAGGACUCUAAGUGGACGGGUAGCUGGCAGAAAAUCCCCAGCAAAAAAGCAGGAGUUCAGAAGCAUCAUCAGAGGAUUAUUGUCCAGCUCCUGCAACCACAGUUAUUCAGAGAGACACAGUGUGGAAUCUGGGACAGCUUCAUUUUUCCUGCAGCCUUUGGAAGCAAGGCUGGCUUUUGGUGCAGAAAACCUGGAAAAAUGCAUUUAGAAAGCUACCAGCAAUGUCCCUUCAGUGAGCUUCUGCAGCUGGUGUCCAGAGAGGAGGAGAAGAGUUUCUGUGUCAGCAGUUCAUGUUGCAGGCUGUUAUGCUGCAGUGUGUUCUCUUCUGUCCUGUGUCCAUACAACAGAAUUGUAUGUAUCUCUGCACAUUCCCACUGAACCUGUGAUCAGACCCAACAAGAGGAGUCAAUCUGUUUGCUCAGAGGAGAAUGCUUUUCAUCACAACUAGACAUGGACAUGUUGCUACUGGAUUCCAUCUCCCAAUCACCUCUAGUGCCCCCUUCCUUCUCAAGCACGUGUUGUUUCCACGCCUUUUGUGAACAGUUGGCUUGCUUUGCCCAUAUCUACCCUCCUGUGGUUGUGACAACACCCAGCUCCUCUGGAAAAGCAGUGAAAACCUGCUUGUGUCAUCAAAGGGGUGAGAAGGUGGUGAAAAUGCAAUGAAGCAAUUUGAAGGAAAACAAAAUAUUUGGGGGGAAAUCUCCCAAAGGAUACUUUCAGUGUGUAACCCUUGAGAUGCCACAUAUUAUCUGUACCCUAGAAGCCUGUUUGAAAGAACAGAUUGUUUCUUUAUUCCAUUAGGGCUGAGGUCACAUUCCUUCCAUAAAUGGAAAGUCUCACCUCUUACUGAUGCUGGGGUGAGGUGCCUUUGAGCUACUGGAAAUUUGGCCAAUGCCAUAAAGUAACAUUUACUUUAUAUUUUUGAAUGCCACACUUCUGGAAAUUAACCUUUGGCAGAGUAGUUUUUUUUCUUCUCCAGUUCUUCUCACCCUUCUGUUCUCUCAGAAUCCUUUUGUCUUUUCCCUGACAGUUAUCUAACAUUUUUUUCUCCCUACUGUGACCUGCAGCUGAUCAUCAAAAUUCAUGUCACGUCAGGAGGUGGCAGGAAGAUGUGUUACCUUUUGGUUAAUUAAGGUGGGCUCUCGUGUCAAUGAGGCAAAGUUGUGGUGUAGAUUAACCUGUGUGUAGAGUGUGGAACUUCACAGCAGUGUCAGGUGCUCCAGUUGUGUGAGCUUCCAGCUUCUAGAGCAGCUGCCACGACCUCUCUCUGGGCUGGACCGGCGUUUCUCCCUUGGGUAGGUCUGCAGUGCCCACGCGUUGCUCCUCUCUAGCUUUGGUGUGCACACCUGAAGCCCAGCUGACCUCCUCCCUUGCCUUCAACUCACAACUAGGAGGAGAGCAGAGAAAAGGAAAAACAUUUGCUGCGAGAUGUAGGCUGUGCACUCUUCUGGCUCCUUCCGGGGGGAAUAAUUGGCCUUUUCUCGGGAGCUGGGCUGGGCGGGUGGUGGCUGAGCUGCCGGGUGGGUGGCAGUCAUGGUGGAAGAAGCCUCGUGCCUUCCAGGGCUCCUCCCAGCAGGUAAAAACAUUCUGCUUUCAGAAGCGAGUCGUGCAGUGUGUCAUGGGAAGCCAAGACUACACCAUUUUUAGGUUGUUGUUUUGCCCGUGCAGUUUCCUUAGUGCUCCCAGCUCUGUCUCUGCCCUCAACCCAAGAGUUUCACAGCGGUACCGAGAGGCAGGUGGCACCGGCAGAGGUGGCUUCUCCAUCCUGCUCACCUGGUGGGAGAGCAGGCUGCUAAAUACAGCUUUGCCCAUGGUGGCUCAGAGGAAACAAACCCCUGGGGAACAAAUGGCAGGAGCAGCCUGGUCCACAGGGGUGAAGUUUCUGUAGCUCAAACUGCACAAAGAAGAAAAAACCAGAGGGAAGGCUGCGGGUCUGGCACUGUGUCUGUGACACAGUAUCUGGGGAGGGGUGGCGGGCAGCUAGAAGUGUUCAAAUCUGUAUAAUAUUUUAUAUAAGCAUAAUAAGCUUAGUUCCCCUUCAUAAUCUUCAGGAAUGGUACUUUAACACCAUUAAGCAAAGAGUUGUUUUAGGCUUGAAUAAAUGUAUUGUACAUAAGGCCAUACGUAAUCCUCUAAAAACGUCGCCAGACGGGAGCGAUGUGUCUUGCUAUAUGGAAAAAAAAAGUCCUUAAUGCACUGUUAUCUCCUAAAUAUUUAGUAGUAAAUUAAUACUAUUUAAUUUUUUUAAAAAUUUGUCUUGUGUAGACACUAAAAAGUAUUACACAAAAUCUGGGCAGAACAUGUCCUUUUUAACAGCAAUUGAAAGAACUUUUUAUAUAUGUACGGUAGUAACUUUUCAGGUUGUUCUAGUUGUCUUUUUCCCAUGUUUACUAUUUGUGGAAGUGUGCCUGUCUCUAUUCAGUUAAUUUUUUUAUUUUUAUUUUUUUCCUAACUAUUUCACGCACGUGUCUCUCAUUUUUGUAGUUUUUCUUAGAAAUUAUUGUGGAUGCUCCUUGUGCUGCCACAAGACUUUGUGGCUCUUUAUCUGUGGUGGCCACACUGGGCAGUGCCCGUGCCAACGGGCCAGCAAAACCACAAAACAAAAUACUUGUUUCUCAUUCUAGAGUUGAGAGUUUACUCCUUUUCAGUUGUCCUGAUGUCACUCUUUAAAUGACUGUUAAAACCUAAACUAUGAGUUCAUUGCAUUUAUUUUAUAUUCUCGGUUGUAAUGAAAUGGAAUUGACUUUGCUUCAGUGUGAAUUUUUUUAAUAAAAUAAUAUACAUUUGUAAUAAUAAUAAAAAGUUCCAAUCAAAGAA
This is a messenger RNA of Apus apus (common swift), 5763 nucleotides long. RefSeq names its product cyclin dependent kinase 19 (gene CDK19). Gene Ontology annotation, biological process: protein phosphorylation. The transcript is spliced from 13 exons. Bases 107 to 1603 code for a protein of 498 amino acids. The record is from RefSeq and is a predicted model, not a curated record. Gene Ontology annotation, cellular component: nucleus; mediator complex; cytosol. Gene Ontology annotation, molecular function: ATP binding; cyclin-dependent protein serine/threonine kinase activity; RNA polymerase II CTD heptapeptide repeat kinase activity. NCBI's taxonomy places the organism in Eukaryota, Metazoa, Chordata, Aves, Apodiformes, Apodidae.